ACGACACGAAAACAGAGCAGCCAUAGUACCGCCGAACUCGGUAAUGAUAGCAGCGAAACUAAAACCAUAUCCUUUCCAACAAAAAUAUCAGAUGGAAAUUCCCAUCAAAUGUUGUCUUCAAAGAUGCUGAAAAAGCCAUUUUCUUCAUCUUCAACUAAAACCUUAUUAGACAUAAUUUCCCAACAAAAACAUCCCAUUGCCUCAAUCAAACCCAUACUUUUAACCCUCAAAUCCAAACCCAAUUUUGCUCUUAACUUCUUCAAAUGGAGCCAAAGUUUCUCAAAAUCGCCCCACGGUUUACCCUCCUACUGUGCACUCAUUCACAUCUUUCUCUGCCAUCGAAUGUUUGGUUCCGCAGCUCAGGUGUUCGAGGAAAUGAUGGACCAUGUAGAUACAAAUAUUAAUGUUCUUGAUGCUUUUAAUGAAGGGUUUAGGGAUUUUGGAUCCAACCCAAAUGUCGUUUUUCGGUUUUUGUUGGAAAGUUACAGCAAGAAUGGGAAAUUGGAUAUGGCUUUCCUUGUGUUCAUGGAAAUGGCUAAAAGGAGGCUUUACAUCUCAAAUAAUUUGGUUUUUAGGAUGCUGAAUUCUUUAAUGAAUGCGAAUUGUGUUGACAACUAUGGUGAAUUUUGUAGAUUUUUUAGAACACGAGGUUUUUGUGUGUAUGGGAUUGUGAUGGAAGGGCUUUUGAAGAAUAGGAAGAUUGGAAUGGCCUUGAUUUUUCAUGAAAAGAUGAUUUUGAAGGGUAUAGAGGUUGACAUUGUUGCUUGUAACAAGAUUUUGAAGGGUCUUGCUGUAAAUAAGGAAAUAGGAAUUGCUUCUAAGUUAUUUGAUGUAAUACUAACUUUUGGUCCGUUGCCAAAUGUGGUGACUUUUAGCACACUGAUUAACAUGUAUUGUAAAGAUGGAAAAUUGGAUACAGCAUUUGAGAUUUACAAUGUUAUGAUAAAGAGGAAUGUAAUUCCAGAUUUAAUUCUGUAUUCUAUACUUAUUGAUGGUUAUUUCAAGGCAGGGAGAUUGGAUGAGGGAGAGAAGCUCCUCUCUGUGGCUUUAGAUCGAGGUAUCAAGUUGGAUUUGGUUGUUUUCAGCUUGGUUAUGGACGCUUAUGGCAAGGUAGGGGAUUUGGGGAGAGUGGUUCAGGUUUAUAAGAGAAUGUUGGAGGAAGAUUUAUCACCAAACAUGGUGAGUUACAGCAUUCUCAUAAGUGGUUUGUGUGGAAAUGGUAGGAUGCUUGAAGCUUGUGGCAUAUUUGGUCAAAUUAUCAAAAGGGGUUUUGAGCCUUCUCUCAUAACCUAUAGUAGCCUCAUUGAUGGUUUCUGCAAGAUGGGGAAUUUGAAGGAUGGUUUUCAUCUAUUUGAUGAUAUGAUAGAGAAGGGCCAUCAACCUGAUGUUGUUGUUUAUAAUGUGUUACUACAUGGUCUUUGCAAAAAAGGGAUGGCUAGAAGUGCUCUUAGGUUCUUCUUUAACAGUGUAAGCAGGGGUCUAAAAUCCAAUAUCUUCAUUUUUAACUCCUUGAUGGAUGGUUAUUGUAGGUUGAAACAGUUAAGGAAUGCUGUGAAGGUGUAUAUGUUAAUGGGAAUCUAUAGCGUAAAACCAGAUAUAGUAACCUACACUUUGCUUGUUAGAGGUGCUUCAAAGCAAGGAAAACUGGAUGCAGCACUGUUAGUUUUUUUUCAAAUGCUGAAGAGGGGUUUCCCUGGAGAUGCUAUAACAUACUGUACCCUCAUGGAUGGAUUCUGCAAACAUAAAAAUCCAACUGCUGGAUUGCAGAUAUUUAAACUGAUGCAAACGAAUGGAGUGACUCCUGAUAUUGCAGUAUAUAAUGUUCUCCUCAAUAUGCUUCUCAAGGACUCUCAUCUAGAAGAGGCAUCAAAGCUUUUCAGCCAACUUGUUGAGAAAGGGCCAAAACCCGAUGUCAUAACGUACAACACAAUGAUAUGUGGUUACUGCUCGUUGCAAAGAUUGGAUGAGGCGAUUAGCCUCUUUCAACAGCUGACUUGUCUCUUUGGACCCAAUUCAAUUACCUUUACUAUAUUAAUUGAUGCUUUCUGCAAGGAGGGUAGAAUGGAUGAAGCUAUGUCAAUGUUUUCCAAAAUGUUGGAGAAGGGUCCUGAACCCAAUGUGGUAACAUACGGUUGUCUAAUUGAUGGCUACUUCAAAUCUCAGGACAUGAGGACUGCCACUGAGCUUCACGAAGAGAUGCUCGAAAACCAAAUCAGUCCGAAUAUUGUCAGUUAUAGCAUCCUCAUUGACGGCUUUUGCAAACAAGGAUUAAUGCUGGAAGCAUCUCUUGCAUUCUGCUGUGCUCUAGAUAGACGUUUAUUGCCUGAUCUAGUUGCGUAUUCAAUUCUGAUUCGUGGUUAUUGCAAAGUUGGUAGAUUAGUUGAGGCCAAGCUGUUAUGUGAACAGAUGUUCAUGGAGGGAGUAAUGCCGGAUGAUUUGUUAGAACGAACCCUGGUGGAAUAUAAUCUCUAAAAUACCAAGGAAAACAAGUCAUGUACAGAGAUCUUUUCAUAGUCCACUAAUUUGUGCUCAUGGAUGACUGAUUUUUCACUCUCUGCAUCUUGCUAGUUUCAGGUACCUGAAUAUCUUCAGAAGUUUUACUUAUUAGUUAUGCAUUGGGUCACUUCUGGAGCACCCGCCUUCACUAUAUGACCAUUUAGAAGAAUUUUCAUCUUUGGAAUUGAUCAAUCUGUUGUUUAUUCUAACUGAUUGUCCUACUGGGACUUUAAAAAAAUUAAAAUAUUAACUUGGUUAUUCU
This is a messenger RNA of Gossypium raimondii (Peruvian cotton), 2758 nucleotides long. RefSeq names its product putative pentatricopeptide repeat-containing protein At1g31840. The record is from RefSeq and is a predicted model, not a curated record. The coding region runs from base 109 to 2472 and encodes 787 amino acids. NCBI's taxonomy places the organism in Eukaryota, Viridiplantae, Streptophyta, Magnoliopsida, Malvales, Malvaceae. The transcript is spliced from 2 exons. Gene Ontology annotation, molecular function: protein binding.